ACCGGUGAGUAGGAGGAGUCUCUAGAGCAAGCGGAGCAGGUCAUCUUAUAUAGCGAGCAGCUGAUACUGGCACCGUCUCACUUUCCUUUCAUACCUCUGUAGCUUACCGUAGUCCCACGUGUCCUGCACAAUGGUUAACCUACAAAAUUACUUUGAACACAUUGAGAAGAACCAGGAGAUCUAUGUGAAGAGAUUGGCAGAAUGGGUUGCCAUUCAGAGUGUUUCAGCCUGGCCAGAGAAAAGAGGUGAAAUUAAGAAGAUGAUGGAAGUUGCUGCCAAAGAAAUUGAGCGGCUUGGUGGCACAACUGAACUGGUAGACAUUGGCAAACAAAAGCUUCCUGAUGGCACAGAGAUUCCCCUUCCUCCUAUUAUCUUGGGGAUACUGGGCAAAGAUCCUAAGAAGAAGACAGUUUGCGUCUAUGGACAUUUGGACGUCCAGCCAGCAGCUAUUGAGGAUGGCUGGGACAGCGAGCCUUUUGAUUUGGUAGAAAGGGAUGGUAAACUGUAUGGGAGGGGUUCCACAGAUGACAAAGGUCCAGUUCUUGCAUGGUUUAAUGCCAUAGAAGCUUAUCAACAAUUAAACCAGGAAAUUCCUGUAAAUCUCAGGUUCUGCCUUGAAGGAAUGGAGGAAUCUGGAUCAGAAGGUUUAGACGAUCUUAUUUUUGCCAGGAAAGAUACAUUUUUCAAGGAUGUGGACUAUGUGUGCAUUUCAGAUAACUACUGGCUGGGAAAAAACAAGCCCUGCAUUACAUACGGCCUACGUGGUAUUUGCUACUUCUUUGUUGAGGUGGAAUGCAGCAGCAAAGAUCUUCAUUCUGGGGUCUAUGGGGGUUCUGUCCAUGAAGCAAUGACUGACCUCAUUACUCUAAUGGGCAGUUUAAUAGACAAGCGAGGGAAAAUCCUUAUCCCAGGAAUAAAUGAGGCUGUGGCACCUCUCGCAGAUGAAGAGAAAACCAUUUAUGAUGCUAUCGAUUUUGAUCUUAAGGAGUUUUCAGAUGAUAUAGGAGCUAAUAAACUUUUACAUGAGACAAAGGAGCAUAUCCUGAUGCACAGGUGGCGAUACCCUUCUCUGUCUCUCCAUGGUAUCGAGGGAGCCUUCUCUGGAGCGGGAGCUAAAACUGUGAUACCUAGGAAAGUCAUUGGGAAGUUCUCCAUAAGAUUAGUGCCAGAUAUGCUUCCAGUGGAGGUAGAAAAACAGGUUAAAGACUAUCUGACUAAGGAAUUUAAAAAGCUGGGAAGUCCAAAUAAAUUCAGUGUGACCAUGGGCCAUGGCGGAAAACCCUGGGUGUCCGACUUCAAUCACCCACACUAUGUUGCUGGCAGGAAGGCCAUGAAUACAGUUUUCUCUGUUGAGCCUGACUUGACCAGAGAAGGAGGAAGCAUUCCUGUUACCCUGACCUUUGAGGAGGCAACUGGCAAGAAUGUUAUGUUGCUACCUGUCGGCGCUGCAGAUGAUGGGGCACACUCUCAAAAUGAAAAACUGAAUAGAUACAAUUAUAUUCAAGGAGUCAAGCUUUUGGGAACUUACCUGUACGAGGUUUCUAAACUGGAAUAAGUUAAAUUCUUCAAAUGGAUUUUCAUCCAUUUAUGAUAUAUAUCCUUCAAAGGAUGAUAUAUAUCCUUCAAAGGAUGAUCAAGAUUUUUUUUUAUAUACUGUAACUGCAAAAAAACAAUAAAAAAAAAAAAAUUUAAAACUUGAA
Molecule: messenger RNA, 1700 nt
Organism: Bombina bombina (fire-bellied toad)
Lineage: Eukaryota; Metazoa; Chordata; Amphibia; Anura; Bombinatoridae
Gene: CNDP2
Product: carnosine dipeptidase 2
Exons: 11
Coding region: 131-1555 (474 amino acids)
Biological process (GO): proteolysis
Cellular component (GO): cytosol
Molecular function (GO): metallodipeptidase activity
Source: RefSeq, a predicted model, not a curated record